Molecule: messenger RNA, 1454 nt
Organism: Dothidotthia symphoricarpi CBS 119687
Lineage: Eukaryota; Fungi; Ascomycota; Dothideomycetes; Pleosporales; Dothidotthiaceae
Exons: 6
Coding region: 1-1116 (371 amino acids)
Source: RefSeq, a predicted model, not a curated record
AUGGAAGAUCGACGUAACGUGGUGCUUGCUGUGGCUGGGCUGUUCUCUGUGUUGACAUGGUUAACGACCGGCCUGCGAAUGUAUGUUCGUGGCUAUCUUCGGUCAAACACGUGGGGCAAAGACGACUGGUUCAUGUUGGCUGCAACAUUCUGGUAUCUUUGCGAGCUCCUCUACGUCCUGGCUAGUUGCGCUCUGAAGUUUUCAUUACUGUUCUUCUACCUACGCGUCGCCCUACAGCGCUGGCAUAUCUGGACAAUCAGGAUCAUGAUGGCGGGCGCUGCUUCGUUUGGAGCCAUAUAUUUCCUGCUCAUCACAUUCCAAUGCAGGCCCAUUAAUGAGUUUUGGAAUAACCGUCCUGCAUCAAGCAAAUGUUUGCAAAGGGGACCGAUGCUUGGAAUGACGUACACAAUGUCAACUGUCAAUGCCAUCGCAGAUUGGACGAUUGGGAUCCUUCCUUUCUUCAUUGUCUGGGGCCUGAGGAUGGAACGAAGAACCAAGUUUCUCGUCGCUGGAAUCCUCGCUUUCGCCGCGAUUGGAUCAACAGCCACUGUAAUACGCAUGGCGUACAUCGACAGUCUCAUGGAUAGUGAAGACUUUUUGUAUUCUACUACUGACAUCGCAAUCUGGAGUACUGUGGAGCCUGGAAUUGGUAUAACAGCCGGAAACAUUGCAACCCUACGUCCGCUCGUUCGAAAGUUUCUAUCAGGUAUGGGGUCCAAUGAUUCUUCCGACCGUGCAGGACGUGCGCCUCACCGCGCUUCCGGCCCGCCAAAUCGCCAGGAUCGCCGUGGCUACCGACGGUCUUUGAGUCCUUCUGAUCUGAUUCCAACGGAGCACACCGGUACGACUACGACGAAGAUUUACGCCCAACAGGACAAACAUGACGCCAUGCCUGAUGCUGAUGCGACAGUAUUUGAUGACAUGUCGAGUAUGAAAAACUCAGUUGCGAAAUCAAGCGAAGCACAUCUUUCGAACGAUCGUCAUAUAAAGCAAACCAUCACAGUGGAACACGCCUAUGAAGAUCCUGCACGUCCGCGCCUCCAGGAUAGUUUCAGAAACAGCUUUGGCGGAGCAACGUCCGUCAGUCUCGAGGACCUUCCGGUGCCCACGAAAUGAUACACAAGCCGCAAGAUCAUUGAUCGAUUUUGAUACUAUGAAGUACGUGGAAGAUCAGUGGUCGGGCUACGGACCUGCUCCUUUUCGCCAUGGGUCACUCUACCCAAUUGUUGGGGCCUUGUCUACGAACUGCUACCGACGCCAUCGACCCUGACCGCAUCGCCAACAGAAUCGAGUAUCCCAGAAGAGUUUAUGACAAGACAGCGGUUGUGCGAUUCUUCUACCUUUAAGGUCUCGCCAAGUCCCUUACCCAUACGCACAGUCUGCACAUCACUCACGUCGGCACGGCUGUGUUUGGGCGCGCGCCUUUACCACAUAUGAGCGAUGGAGAAACCUAC